CAUUCCAAGAUGGCAGCGUACACGAGGAAAAAGUCCCUCACAAUGUUGAUUUCUUGAUUUCCUGCGUGUUUUGGGGGCCCUAUUCUCCAUAUCUAGGGGAUUACAAUGAUGUGGAAAAGGUUUUUGUGCCCCUUGUGUCAAAGGAUCCGAAUUAUCACCCACAAUGUGGGAUAUUUGGCGCCAUUUGCUAGCAGACGACAUGCUAGCUCAAAGUCAUCAGAUGGACAGAUUGACAUGUCACAGUUUCCAGUGGAGAAUAUCCGGAACUUCAGUAUCAUCGCACACGUGGACCAUGGCAAGAGCACACUGGCAGACAGACUACUGGAGCUCACAGGAACCAUCUCCCAGGAGGCCUCAAACAAACAAGUGUUAGACAAACUGCAGGUGGAGAGAGAACGAGGCAUCACUGUGAAGGCACAGACAGCUUCCAUGUUCCACCAGUACCAGGGGAAAACCUACCUCCUCAACCUUAUAGACACACCGGGUCAUGUAGAUUUUAACUAUGAAGUGUCCAGGUCCCUGGCUGCUUGUCAGGGAGUGCUGCUAUUGGUGGAUGCAAAUCAGGGAGUACAGGCCCAAACUGUUGCCAACUUUUACCUGGCCUUUGAGUCAGAGCUGGCCAUUAUACCAGUUAUUAAUAAGAUAGAUCUUAAACAAGCUGACGUAGAGUCCACAGAAGAGCAAAUGAGACGACUGUUUGAUUUUAAAGAAGAAGACUUCUUUAAGAUAUCAGCUAAACUAGGACUGAACUGUAGAGAAAUCCUUGAUGCAGUGAUCCAGAGAAUACCACCGCCAAAGUCUGACCCUAACCAGCCCUGGAAGGCCCUGCUGUUUGACUCUACGUAUAACCACUACCGGGGUGCUGUGACCAGCGUGGCUGUUGUAGACGGGAGGGUACGGCAGGGGGACAGGAUCAGCUCUGCUCACACACAGAAGACUUACGAGGUGCAGGAGGUCGGCAUCAUGAGCCCAGAUCACCAGGCUACACAGGAACUCCAUGCUGGCCAGGUGGGUUACCUGAUAGCAGGUAUGAAGUCUAUCCAGGAGGCCAGGAUAGGUGACACUCUACACCUGUCCAACUCACCUGUGGAGCCGCUACCUGGAUUCAAACCUGCCAAGCCCAUGGUGUUUGGAGGAAUUUUCCCCAUGGACCAGUCUGAGUACAGGGACCUGAAGGUGGCUGUGGACAGGCUGACCUUAAAUGACUCCAGCGUCACGGUUGCUAAGGACAGCAGCCCUGCUCUAGGCCUGGGUUUCAGACUAGGUUUCCUGGGGCUGCUGCACAUGGAAGUCUUCAACCAGAGGCUGGAGCAGGAGUACAACGCUACUGCCAUCGUCACCACUCCUAGUGUUCCAUGCAAAGCUCGUCUGAGCAGUGACAAACUCAUCAAGCAGUACAAGACAGAGGAGAUCACCAUCUUCAGCCCUGCAGAGUUCCCUGAGAGGAGAGAUGUUACAGAGUACCUGGAGCCCAUGGUCCUGGGAACCAUCAUCACUCCAGACGUUCAUCUCAACAGGAUAUUCAGCCUCUGUGAGGCUAAAAGAGGAGAACAGGUGGACUUUACGUACAUUGACACAUCACGGGUGCUGCUGAAGUACAAGCUGCCACUCAACGAGAUUGUGGUGGACUUUUACGAUCAGCUCAAGUCUAUCACUUCAGGCUAUGCAAGUUUUGACUACGAGGAUCACAGUUAUGAACCAGCUGAACUGGUCAAGCUGGACGUCCUCCUCAAUGGUCAAGCCAUCAGCGAACUGUCCACCAUCGUGCACAAAGACAAGGCCUACCCAGUGGGAAAGGCUCUGGCCUCUAAACUAAAGAACGUCAUCCCGAGACAGCUGUAUGAAGUCAUCAUUCAGGCAGCUCUAGGGGGCAGGGUCAUAGCCAGGGAAACGGUAAAGGCCUACAAGAAGAAUGUGUUGGCAAAAUGUUACGGUGGAGACAUCUCAAGAAAGAUGAAACUUCUGAAGAGGCAGGCAGAGGGGAAGAAGAGGAUGAAGAAGAUUGGAAAUGUUGAUGUUCCUAAAGAUGCUUUCAUAUCUGUACUAAAAAGAUGACACCACUAGAUAGGCCAUGCAAUUCCAGUCAAAUAGAUUUUAACCAGAAGAAAAUUGUGUAAAUGCUCUGUUGUCCCUAUGAUACAUUUUAUUGAUUCCAUGAUUGUACAUGGUUGUGUCUUGUUUAACAGCUAAAUUUAAGUGCAUCAUACCACAACAUGCAGU
Branchiostoma belcheri (Belcher's lancelet) is the source of this 2220-nucleotide messenger RNA. Its product is annotated as translation factor GUF1, mitochondrial-like. Gene Ontology annotation, cellular component: mitochondrion. The transcript has 17 exons. The coding region runs from base 106 to 2055 and encodes 649 amino acids. The record is from RefSeq and is a predicted model, not a curated record. Gene Ontology annotation, biological process: positive regulation of translation. Lineage: Eukaryota; Metazoa; Chordata; Leptocardii; Amphioxiformes; Branchiostomatidae. Gene Ontology annotation, molecular function: mitochondrial ribosome binding; GTPase activity; GTP binding.